This is a messenger RNA of Paramecium pentaurelia, 1414 nucleotides long. NCBI's taxonomy places the organism in Eukaryota, Ciliophora, Oligohymenophorea, Peniculida, Parameciidae. The record is from the annotation of a GenBank genome assembly.
UAUGUUUGGUUGGUUCAAAAAGAAGAAGCCUGAAUCAAAUUCAGCUUAAUAAGAAGAAAAAGAUGAAAGUGAUUAUGUUGAUGUAUUUUUAUAUUAUGAAUUAUAUUAGGAUGAAACAUAAGUUGUUACAAAUGAAGAUAAAGAAUUAGAGGCUAAAGGCUUUGAUCCAAUAGCUUAAGUUCAAGAAUAAGAUAAAGAAAAUGAAGGAAUUGCUGAUCCUGAUAAAUUAGAAUAUGUUGGAUACCAUGAUAUUCCAGGUGAUGAUAUACUAUAAUUGGUGCUCAAUUUUAAAUAUUUUCCAAAUGAUGAAGACAUUCGUCAUCCAGAGGGAUAUGAAAAGGGAGGCAGAAUUUGUGCAGAUAAGAAAGUAGUAAGCAAAGCAAGAAGUGUAGGAAAGGAAAUGGUUAAAUAAAUUGGGAAAAAAAUAUUAUCAGGAUCUUUAAAUCUUACUAAAGUAAGUUUCCCUAUUAGAGUCAUGAUACCCAAGACUGCCUUAGAAACAUCUGUUCAUGGAAGUAAUAUUCAUUAUUUAUUAAUUAGCUUCUGUUUUCCCUUUGUAUAUAACAAAAGCCACAAUGACACCAGAUUUUUUAGAAAGAUUCAAACUUGUAAUCACAGCCACUUUAUCUUCAUUUUUUUGGACCAAUACCUUUUUAAAACCAGUAUUUUUACCUAUUUUAAUAAAAGCUUAAUCCAAUUCUAGGAGAAACUCUUCAAGCCAGUUAUAAUGAUGGAACUCAAGUUUAUUGUGAAUAAAUUAUGCAUCAUCCUCCUGUCAGUUAUUUCUUGGUCUAUGGUCCAAAUAAAAAAUAUAAAUAUUAUGGAUAUUAUCUUGUUGAAGGCAGAGCAGGAUUAAAUUCUGUUACCGUAUGUUUCUUAUCUGAUAUAGAUUAUUAAUAAAGGCAAAAGAUCAAUUGAAUUCAAUGAUGGAUAGAAAAUUGAUUUUGAUUUUCCCAACGAAUUAUAUAGUGGCACAUUUUUUGGUUAAUUAAGAUAAGAGUCCACAAACAAAAUUACAUUCACUGACAAAGCCAAUGGUCUUUCAUGUAUCAUAGAUAUAGGAAAAGUCAAAAAAAAGUAAAUCCUUUUUCAUAUAAAAGAACAUCUGAUUAUUUUUAAGCUGAUGUUAACUUUAAAGGUUAGAAAGUUUCCACAGUAUUUGGAACAUAUAUUGGUUUCAUCAAUUUUGAUAAUGUGAGAUAUUGGGAUUACAGAUAUGUUGUUCCUCAUAAAAUUAAAAUGGAUAAGUAACCAUUAGAAAGUGAUCACAAAAAUCGUUCAGAUCUGUAAGCUUUGAAAGCUGGUGAUAUUCCUUUAGCAUAAACAAAUAAAGAAAUAUUAGAAAAUCUACAAAGAAAUGAUAGGAAAUUAAGAGAAUCAUAUGAAAAGCAAAAGAAAUCAAAGAAGUGAACUU